UUCAUAAAGUGUGCGUCGUCGGUGGCGAAGGACUGAUGUUACAAACAAAUCCACCAUAAUAUAUUCGUGGCCUCCCAUUCUGUACAUUGUCAUUUAUAACUUAUAUUUUUUUUUUCAUUUUUUUAUGUAAUAACGCUCUUGUACGAGUUACGACGUGGUUUAUAUAAAGUCGCAGAUCGGAAGACAACUCACGUAUAUCGGAGCUUCUUUCACGCGCUGCGUACAUUUCUCCCUAAACAAUUUUUCUUUAAGUUGAAAAAAAGAAUUUGAAUAAAAGUGAGUUAACAUGUUGAAACUGUUGUGUUUGUGCUGCUUGUUUUUUCUUUUAAAUUUUGGUACUUCGCUAAGUGAGAAACAUAUCGGUAGACGCCGAGUGGUUCCGGUCAUCUAUUUACAAGGUUCCCAUUACGAAGUCGGAUACGAUGUGGGUCGUAACUUUGCUUCCAUAAUACAAAGUUUCCUCAAAACGUAUCAAGGAUUGAAGGAUUUUGAAAGAGAAUACAACACACCGUCAGGGCGCGCUGCUUACGACAAUACUCUACUCAACAUGAAGCAAAGGUAUCCAUAUUACGUGAAGGAAAUCCAAGGUAUCGCUGACGGAGCUAAGGUUCCUUUCUAUCAGUUGUUCCUGCUUCACAUGGACGACAUUAUUGGUACUAUCAACGAUAAGACCUCAAACCGUAUUGAUGACGGCGGCUGCAGUGACAUCGCCUUCAAAUCUCCGGAAAACGUCGUGCUCGGUCACACUGAAGACGCGCCGAUGGAAACAGUGAACCAUUUCUACAUAAUGUCAGCGCACGUGAUACCCACACCAGAGGAUAGAGAACUCGGCGCUGUCGAAGAGAGAUUCGCUUCGGUCUGCUACGCCGGCCAGCUUCCAGGCUACACGAUGGGCUUCAACGAAUACGGUCUUGUGUUCACCAUCAACACCCUCAGUCCCCUCCUCCUAAAACCUGGCAAUACUCCACGCAUGUUUAUUACACGAGCUUUAUUGACGGCCAGAACUCCAGCGGAAGCUGAAAAAAUCCUUCUCGACGAGGGUUUGGGCAUCGGCAAUGGUUUCUCAACCAAUGUCAUAUGGACCUCAGAGAAUGGAGAGCGCGAUCUGAUGAACAUAGAGGUGGCGCCUAAUCUCAGCGGCAACAAAUCUAUUUUAAACAUCCAGAAGUAUACUAAUGAUACACUGAUGCAUUGCAAUGCAUAUCUUCGCGAGCGAGUGCAGGAAGUGACGGGCGACAUAAUAGAGAGCAGCGUGACCAGAAUGAAGGCGAUCCGCCGGCACUCGCCGCCGCGUUCCCGGCGCGACAUCGAGCGCGUGCUCUCCGACACCACCUACAAAGACUUCCCCGUUUUCCAGACCAGAUUGGACGCCCCCAUACAGACUAUAGCCGCUGGUAUAUUCGACAUGUCGGCAAAGACAUGGAGCAUUUACAUCGAUAAGCCAGACAGCUCGGAGCCCGUCGCUAUCCUGCCGAUCAGAUUUUCACAGUUAAAUCAAAAUCAUCACAACUAAUUAUCUAUAAAUUAUUACACAUUUAUUAUCUAGCUGUUCACAAAUAAACAGAUGUUUUUUUUUGUGUUGUGUGUUGCACAUAAGGUUUUACUCAAAUAAAUUCAGUAGUAAAAUUAGAUAAGUUUUAAUUUAUUUUUAAUAGUUGUUUGUUAAUGAUAAAAAUAUAUAAAAAGCAUGUUAUAUGAGUUCCUUUAUAGACAAUGAGGGACACAGCAAUGUUUCCCAUGUAUAUUGGUGUAGAGGGAAUGCUCAUCAAAAUACAUGUUAUGCAAAAUAAGGAGUUAUUUGAGUUCAAUGUUAAGGACAUUAAUAUAUUUUUGAUUCUCUGCAUAACCUGAUUGUUUUCAUUUUAUAGCUAUGUUAUCCAGCAUUUAGUAUACAAAUUGUGUUUUAAUUAUAAUUUUAUUAUGACUGUAACAAAUUCAUAUUAAUAAAGUUCUUUGGCGCA
This is a messenger RNA of Papilio xuthus (Asian swallowtail), 1961 nucleotides long. RefSeq names its product C45 family peptidase tan (gene tan). Bases 287 to 1513 code for a protein of 408 amino acids. The transcript has 9 exons. The record is from RefSeq and is a predicted model, not a curated record. Lineage: Eukaryota; Metazoa; Arthropoda; Insecta; Lepidoptera; Papilionidae.